Molecule: messenger RNA, 1146 nt
Organism: Quercus lobata
Lineage: Eukaryota; Viridiplantae; Streptophyta; Magnoliopsida; Fagales; Fagaceae
Product: Haloacid dehalogenase-like hydrolase (HAD) superfamily protein
Exons: 8
Coding region: 130-930 (266 amino acids)
Source: RefSeq, a predicted model, not a curated record
AAAAGCACAAGCACCCCUCUGUUGUUGUUGUCGCUCUUUUGCUCGAUAUAAUUUUUGCUUUGCGCUGCUCUGCUUUGCUUUUAAGCUCUCAAUUUUGCUUUCAUUUCCAAUUCCGAUUUCAGCUUAGCCAUGGAUUCCUGCAGCAAAUCCCUUCUUGAUUCUGUUUCUCCUUUUAACUGCCUUAUCUUUGAUUUGGAUGACACUUUGUACUCUACCAAAGUUGGAAUUUCCGAAUCACUCAGGAAAAACAUCGAUGAUUUUCUUGUUGAGAAAUGUGGAUUCCCAGAAAGCAGGGCCUCAACUAUCCGUGUUGAGCUUUUCAAAAAAUACGGCAGCUCCCUUGCUGGUUUGAGGGCAUUAGGCUAUGACAUCGAUGCCGAUGAUUAUCACAGUUUCGUACACGGAAGAUUACCGUACGAUUUGAUCAAGCCAGAUUCUCAGCUACGCAACCUCUUGCGUAGCAUUACUCAAAGAAAAAUCAUUUUCACGAAUUCGGACAGGACCCACGCGAUUAAGGUGUUGGAUCGGCUUGGUUUAAAGGAUUGCUUUGAGCAAAUACUAUGUUUCGAGACCAUGAACCCGAACCUGCCAAAUUCGACCCGACCCGAUGAGUUCCCCGUGCUUCUCAAGCCGUCGAUGGACGCCAUGAAAAUCGCGCUUGACGUUGCAGACGUUGAUCCUCGUAGAACGUUGUUUCUCGAUGACAACGUGAAGAACGUCGCUGCUGGGAAAGCUUUGGGUCUCCGAACUGUUCUGGUCGGGAAGACAGUGAAAAGCAAAGAAGCCGAUUAUGCAUUGGAGAAUGUCAACAACCUGGCUCAAGUAAUUCCGGAAAUAUGGGUCCACGGAAUGGAUGGUGGUGAUCAAAGGAUCAGCCGUUCCAAAAGCGAAAUCGAGUCCAUUCUGGCGAUCACAGCCGUUGUUGCUUAAUUGAAUCUCGAUCAAGACCUCUGGCUGGGCUCCAUUGUGUACAAUUGUACAUUGUCAUCUAAAUCAUGUAGUACAUAAAUGUGCAUGUGUUCGUAUGUAUGAAAAUGGGUUUGUCCAUAUAAUGAACUAUAUUAACCCAACCCAAGUAUAUGGUUGUAAUUCUACAAUAAAGCUUUCUACUUACCAUUAUUAUUAUUAUUAUUAUUUUGUGAAAGU